Vollenhovia emeryi is the source of this 652-nucleotide messenger RNA. RefSeq lists its product as uncharacterized. Bases 142 to 486 code for a protein of 114 amino acids. NCBI's taxonomy places the organism in Eukaryota, Metazoa, Arthropoda, Insecta, Hymenoptera, Formicidae. The transcript has 3 exons. The record is from RefSeq and is a predicted model, not a curated record.
UACUGUUUUUACUGGGCAGUAACCACAUUUAUUGUCAAGCACAUCCUAUGUCUAUGGGUUUAAACUACAGUAAAUGUCAGAGUGCGGUUCAUGUUAGGUUGGGAUUGUGACAUUAUGGUACAUAUGAUCAUAUGAUACGCAAUGGAGUAUCUGUCAAGCAGUAUAUUCCUCAUAUUAACCUGGAGCUUGGCGAAUUGUUUUUCACCGAUUACUGCACAUUACUGCGUAUGGGGCUUGUGUGAAUCGUCAGAGUAUUGUUGCGACGAAAAUGUAUGCUGCAGCUACAGAGACUACGAUAUAUGGAUCACUGUGGUCAUCAUAGCUGGAGUUGUAAUUGGGAUGAUACUGGCCGGCACAUGUCUUUACUAUAAUCUCUGCCGUAUCUACCUUUAUCUAAAACAGAGAUAUUAUGGCAUCAGUUCCGUGUCGAUGCCAUCAGAAUUUGAAUCCGAUGAAAAAUCAAUAAGAAUAUCAUUUCAAGAGUAAGACAAGUGACUCCUUGUCGUAUUAAUCAUGUAAUAUUCCAAUUUUUUUAAUAUAAGCAGUAACUUAGGUAAAAUUAUGUCUAUAAUUUAUUAGUCCGUUAUAAAAAAAUUAUACCAAAUACAUAUCGAGUAAAUUACAUCCUUGUAUCUCUACCAGGCGAUCAAGU